AUGGUAGCAUUGACAACAUCAGCACUUGCUAGUCAAGAUUCGACUGAAAUCACAACUGUCUUCAAAACUCUACCUCUAGUUUCGUUGUUGAUUACUUGGUGCUUCCAACUUCACCUUGGAGACCUGAUAAUCGCCAAUUUUCACCAGCUUUCACAAUGUCGAACGACAGCGAUUGCAUUAACGACAAUAAUGGUAUACCCAGCACUCUCGGCAACCAAUCUGCUUGUUACUGGCCUUCUUUCUGGACCGAUCCAAAUAGUACCAGUUUGGGAAUGUGUCAAUUCCGCCAUAAGAGCAUGUUGCGGUACUUCUGACCUCAUUCAUUAUCCGCUCAAUGAUCAAUAUAACUGCGUAAUUCAGUAUUGUCAUUUUCCUCCACUAAAUGGCGACGACACGAUCAUGCAAUGCCUCAAUGACGUAUUUCUCAGUGGCAAUUCAAGCAUUCAGAUUGACUUCUUAUGCACGCAGAUGGACAAGAUUGAGUCAAAGAGCCCGAUAGUUCGAAGAGGUACAAUCAAUACGAUUCUUCUGAUGACAGCAGUUAAUUGCAUUUGGGAGCUGGGCUCUUUAAAGAGAGAGUUGACGAAUUUCAAGAGAUUGUGA
This is a messenger RNA of Botrytis porri, 603 nucleotides long. RefSeq lists its product as uncharacterized. The record is from RefSeq and is a predicted model, not a curated record. The coding region runs from base 1 to 603 and encodes 200 amino acids. NCBI's taxonomy places the organism in Eukaryota, Fungi, Ascomycota, Leotiomycetes, Helotiales, Sclerotiniaceae. The transcript has 2 exons.